Molecule: messenger RNA, 330 nt
Organism: Radiomyces spectabilis
Lineage: Eukaryota; Fungi; Mucoromycota; Mucoromycetes; Mucorales; Radiomycetaceae
Exons: 2
Coding region: 1-330 (109 amino acids)
Biological process (GO): CAAX-box protein processing
Cellular component (GO): endoplasmic reticulum membrane
Molecular function (GO): metalloendopeptidase activity
Source: RefSeq, a predicted model, not a curated record
AUGGUUGAUCCGCUGAUUCGAUAUGCCUAUUUCGGUUUCGCCGAUGCUCCUUCCAUCGUUGUUCGAUAUGCGAUUGCGUAUGAACUGCUUCGACCUGUGUAUGAACUCCGGGGUGUCCUUGAGAAUGUGUAUAAACGGAAUCGUGUAUUUAAAGCAGAUGUUUUUGUGACGGAUCUCGGUUAUGGGGCUCCUCUUAGUAAGGCUCUUGCCAAAUCAACCGGUCAAACGAGCGAAGAGUCCUCCUACGUAUUGGACCCCUUGUACUCUCUGUGUUACUGCGAUCCAAGUGUCGAGGAACGCUUCAAGGCGUUGCAGAAAAAAUCAAAAUAG